CAAAAAUCAUCAAAAAUCUUUAUUACUUCGCCGCUGGAACCAUGAUGUGCAGUCCUUCCAGUUGUGCCAGCCCGAGCGUGAACUUAAGCGCGGAAUCUAGCCCAUCGCUCAGAGAUGCCUUUAAGGAGUUCCCAAAGCCGCGGCACAAAAGGGGCAAUUGCUGCAAGUCUUAUGGCUCCAAGGCAAGAGGCCACAACAAGGACAUGAAAGACUUCCUGAUUUGCACGUCCAUCAACCCCUGGAAGCUGCAGAAUGAGAUUGAGAAGCGGAGGAUGCUCGAGGAGCUCAUGAACGAUCCGGUCACGGUCCCAACUGAACCAAAGCCAGGAAAGUCGCAGAAUCUGCGAGAAAUCGUGAGCCUUUGAGCCAUCUGAUGCCGUGUGUUCCGAAAGCAUAUCUAGAUCCUCUAAGUCCUAAGUUGCCA
Molecule: messenger RNA, 424 nt
Organism: Cladocopium goreaui
Lineage: Eukaryota; Dinophyceae; Suessiales; Symbiodiniaceae
Source: the annotation of a GenBank genome assembly